This is a messenger RNA of Tripterygium wilfordii, 4247 nucleotides long. RefSeq names its product pentatricopeptide repeat-containing protein At5g62370. Lineage: Eukaryota; Viridiplantae; Streptophyta; Magnoliopsida; Celastrales; Celastraceae. Bases 429 to 3443 code for a protein of 1004 amino acids. The record is from RefSeq and is a predicted model, not a curated record. The transcript has 4 exons. Gene Ontology annotation, molecular function: protein binding. Gene Ontology annotation, cellular component: chloroplast.
UCCAAAACCCUAGUCUCGUGGCUGGUCGCCUGGGGUUUUAGUGUUUUACUCCACUUCUUGGACAAACCAGAAAGUCGAAAUUGGUACGGGUAACUCCGCCAUGACUUCGAAAUUGAUUCACAGCCGCUAAUUAAUUAUCGCAAUUCCUUCGUUCGUUGCUUAUGAAUCUGUUUGAGAUAUUUGGGUCUAUCAAAGAAUUGGACGUUUUGCUUCUGAAGCUCAGGAGUUGCUUGCUGCUCUCUGGUAUUACGUGAACGUGAUUAGAGGGAACUCCAGUUCAGAUAAUCUGUUCUUUCGACAUCAAAUCUAUCUCUUUUCUUUUAACUCUGUUCGAAUUUCUCAAUUUUGUAGAUUGGAUAUGUCUGAGAAUGUGAAUAUUUGCUCCUGACACUGUCGAGUUACUAGUUGAUAUUUAGUACUGCAUAAGGAUGAUCAGAAGGAGGCCCAGUUCGUGCAAUUUCUUCUCCAGAAACAGAGGAGCAACAAUUACAACAUGUACUCUCCCAUUAGACCCGCCAAGUCCCACACUUGUAUCAUCCAACGACCACAACGACCUCUGCCUAUCCUUAGCGGACAACCUAAUUCACCGCGGCCUCUUGUCCACCGCUAGGCAGGUGAUUGAACGGAUAAUUGCGCAAUCUACAUCUGUUGCCGAUGCAAUCUCUGCUGUUGAUUUUGUGGCCGUGCGUGGAAUAGACCUUGAUGUUGCUGUCUAUGAUGCGCUUAUUAAGAAAAUGGUGAGGUCUGGACAACCCGAACUGGCUGAGGCGUUCUACUAUAAUAGCAUUGUUGGCAGAGGUAUUGACGUUCACCCGGAAAUAUUUAAUUCUUUGGUUAUUUCUUGGUGUAAAUUAGGUAAAUUAGAUAAUGCAGUAAGUCAUUUUGAUAGGAUGGUUUCAAUGGAUAGCGUUCCUUCUGAGGCGGCAUGCAAUGCUCUUUUUAGGGAACUUUGUGCCCAGGGGAGGUUCCUGGAUGGAUAUGAUUGGUUUUGUAGAAUUUGUGAUGCUAAAAUUAAUUUGGGUAUAUGGUGCUAUAAUGUGUUAAUUGAUGGCCUGUGCUGCCAAGGGUAUAUGGAUGAGGCAGUUCAGUUGGUUACCAUGAUGCAUGAGAGAACUGGGUUGCCACCUACUCUUCAUUUGUACAAGUCAUUGUUUUAUGGUUUCUGUAAGAGAGGAAGGGUCGUGGAGGCAGAGUCAGUCUUUGGAGAAAUGGAGUCCCAAGGUUUCUUUGUGGAUAAGAUUAUGUACACUUCUCUUUUGAAUGUGUACUGCAGGGAUGGGAAGAUGAAAACGGCAAUGAGAAUCUAUUUCAGGAUGCUCAAGGUGGGCUGCACACCAGAUGAGUAUACUUACAACACAUUGAUUCAUGGCUUUUUUAAGAUUGGAUUGUUUGAUAAGGGACAGGUGCUAUUCCACCAAAUGAAUGAAUUGGGGAUGCAGCCUGAUAUGGUGACAUACCUUGUAAUGAUCAAUUAUUAUUGCAAAAAAGGCAAAGUGGAUUGCGCAUCAAUUGUUUUUAAUAAAAUGGUUAGCUGCGGUCUUGCACCCAGUGUGCACUGUUACACAGUUGUGAUAGCUGCACUUUACAAGGAGAAUAGGAUUAUGGAAGUUGAUAGGCUCUGCGGAGAGAUGUUGGACGCCGGGGUUGUUCCUGACCAUGUGUUUUUCUUUGUUUUCUUGAAGCAUUGCUCCAAAGGAAAUGAGCUUGAGCUUGCUCUCUUGAUGUUGCAAGCAAUUGCAAAGAAUGGAUGUGGGCUUGACCCUGUGGCACUCUCAACCUCCAUUCCUGUUCCUACUAAGGAUUUGGAGCAAGAAAUCGAGCUCCUGCUUGUGGAAAUUGCGAGAAAUAACUUCAGUCUAGCUACUGUAGCAUUCAGUAUCUAUAUUUGUGCAUUAUGUGAGGGAGGAAAGUCUGAUAUUGCUUUGGACUGCUUGGAUAAAAUGAUCAAUCUUGGUUGCAGUCCUUUGAUUUUCACUUGUAAUUGCUUGGUCAAGUGUCUUUGCCAGGGGGGUCUGUUUGACGAUGCCAGUUCUUUAAUUGAGCUUAUGGGAGAGCAAGGGGUAAUUCCUGAUCAGGCAACGUAUUUGAUCAUGGUGAAUGAACACUGUAAACGGGGAGAUCUGGUAUCAGCCUUUGAUAUUUUGGAUGAAAUGAACGGGAAAGGAUUGAAGCCUACCGUUGCUAUAUAUGACUGUAUCAUAGGUUGUCUUAGCAGAGAGAAAAGAGUGUUUGGAGCAGAAAUAACGUUCAAGAGGAUGCUCGAAUCUGGUGUGGAUGCUGAUGAAAUUUUGUACAUGACAAUGAUCAAUGCAUAUUCCAAGAAUGGAAGAGCCGAGGAAGCCCGGGAAUUAUUUGAGAAAAUGAGAGAGAGUGACAUCCAGCCUAGUUCUUAUUCUUAUACUGCAUUGAUAAGUGGUUUGGUGAAGAGAAAUGAGACUGAUAAAGGAUGCAUAUACCUUGAUAAAAUGUUGGGAGAUGGUUAUGAACCAAGUAAAGUGCUCUAUACUGCUCUUAUCAAUCAUUUCUUGAGGAAGGGUAACUUUGAAUUUGCCUUAAGGUUAGUUAAUGCAAUGGUAAAUAACAAGAUUGAAGAAGAUCUUAUUUGGUAUAUUACCCUGGUCAGUGGUGUUUGUAGAAAUGCCGGUGGUAUAAAUAAAAGUUCGUGCCCCGCAAAUAAAGGCCCUGAGAGGGCUACAGAGAAGCUGUUGUAUUUGCUCCACCCACCAAAUCCGUUGCUGAGGGAUAACAAUUUGAGACGUUCUUCUAAUUCACUUGAAGAAAUGAAAAACACCGCAAUGAUGCUCGUGCGGAAAGUAAAAGAAACCAGUUUUAUGCCAAAUUUAUAUCUUUACAAUGGCAUUCUUUCUGGAUAUUGUUAUACAGAUAGAAUGCAGGAUGCAUAUGAUCAUUUUGAACUGAUGCAAAUCGAGGGUAUUUGUCCCAAUGAAGUUACUUUCACGAUUCUAAUUGGCGGGCAUAUAAGGGCCAGAGAAAUUGAUUGUGCCGUAUGGGUAUUUAACAUGAUGAAUGCAUCUCAUUGCUCUCCAGAUAGAAUUUCACAUAGCAUUUUAUUGAAAGGUCUUUGUAAGGCCGGUAGAUUACUUGAUGCAUUGUCAUUGUUAUAUACAAUGCAUAAGAGGGGGUUCUUUCCUAGUAAGGCUUCUUAUGGACUUUUGUUAAACGCCUUCUGUGCUAGUGAUUUAAGUGUUCCUGCCUUCAGAAUAUUUGAAGAAAUGAUGGCUUAUAAUUAUCUGCCUCACUGUUAUAGUCUUAACCGGUUGCUUUGCAUGUUAUGUGAAGAAAGGAAAUUCCAUGAAGCUCAUGGAGUUUUGGAGAUGAUGAUUAAGAAGGGGAAAUUCCCUGAUGAAACAACAAUGACACAUCUGUUAGAAUCCCGUGAGCAAUGGUUAAGAGAGGAAAAUUCCCUGAUGAAUCAACCAUGACCCUUCUGUUAGCAUCCCGUGAGCCAAGCCUGACUUGAUUGUUUUUGAAAGAACGAGAUGAUUAGUUUCAUUGAAGGAACAAGAUGAGCUUGUGUUUUAUUAAUUGCCUAUGGGUGAUGGCGAAAGCUUCUCCAAAGAAGAGAUUGCUGGAUUGAGAGAAAAUUUUAAGGCAGUGGAUACGGAUAGCAGUGGUGCAAUUACAUUUCAUGAACUCAAAGCUGGUUUGCGAAGAUAUGGCUCACAUUUGAGCAAUACAGAGAUACAUGACCUUAUGGGCGGGGUUCCAACGUAUUUGACUAUGUGGCAUUUUGGGUUCAUUGACAGACUCGAUUGAAAAUUGGGUCUAGCUGAGAUUGUAAAUAGAUGAUAGUCGAGGACUGUUACCCAGUUGCAGCAGUUUUCAGCUUAUCUCAGUACUGUGAAGUUUUCUGGUCUUAAGUUUUGUUUUCACCAAAAACAAGCCUUUGUUAAUUAAGUGCAUGGCUUGGAUGGUGACGGGUUCUAAGACAUUGGAUGGUGACUGGUCUGGGAUCCAAAUGUGCCAUGCUCCGGUGCUCGUUAUUAAUGUAGGACUGAACUUUGAUGUCUGAUCUGCUACUGAUGUCAUGCAUUGAGGACAGAUCCUGGAAUGCUCGAGAGGGUGGUUACUAUGUGAUUCCAUUGACUUUAAAAGUUAAUCCAAUGUAAUGUUAAGUCAUUUGUAGGAUAGGAUGAGUUGAGUGAACCAUAUUUCAAUUUUUGGUAUUCCUAUCCUGCAACUUGCAUACAUUUUACUACAGUUUUCAUUGCUUAGACUUUUUUUUC